AUGGAGGCUGAAGCUGCCCAAUUCCUAGAAUCUCUCCUGGGAAAGACGUUGCAUGUGACUGCCCCCGAUGGGCGGCUCUUCACGGGGACAUUUAGAUGUACCGACAAGGACAGCAACAUCAUCCUCUCGAGUACCUUUGAAUAUAGGAUGCCGUCAAAGGCUGUCGAAGCAGCAGCCAUUGAGAAGCUCAGAACUACAGGACAGGCAAGCCGGAGUGACAUGAUCUCGAGAUUCGUGGGACUCAUCGUAGUACCGGGAAAUCAGAUCACCAAGCUCGAGGUCGAGGAUAGGAGAGAGUGGCCUAGCGGACAGUCUUUAUCACUGAGAGCGAAAUCAUGA
Exophiala spinifera is the source of this 339-nucleotide messenger RNA. RefSeq lists its product as uncharacterized. Lineage: Eukaryota; Fungi; Ascomycota; Eurotiomycetes; Chaetothyriales; Herpotrichiellaceae. The transcript is spliced from 3 exons. The coding region runs from base 1 to 339 and encodes 112 amino acids. Gene Ontology annotation, cellular component: NatC complex. The record is from RefSeq and is a predicted model, not a curated record.